GAUUAAGGUAGACCCCGUAACGUAUUAGUUUGCAAGGGUUACUUAGCCAAGCGAGUGUUAGGCUUGUCCCAAGCAGGGGCGAAUACAUCUCGCGUAUGCUCGUCACCCAGCACAAGAGCGAACCCCAUCCCAUGCAGGACCAGGGGGUGCUGGUCCAGAAUCCUUCUUUUACGUUUGUGGCUCCCCCGAUUUUUUCUAGCUGUUCUUGAUACCUUUUCUGUUUUGUUGUUGGUUUCUCGAAUCUGUACCUGCAUUCGCCAAACGAAACAUCGGGUAUCUUGUUGCCGCCGAGGAGGAAAUGUGAGCGAUGAAGCUGAGGCUUCGCGACGACCAAGAUGACGGACCCGUCCAUACCUUUGUCAAUCCCUAUGUCGAGUUGAACGCCGGGUUGUGGUCUCUGUUCGCGGGAGCGACUUUCUUUCUGUGGUUGAGGUUGUACGUCAAGAUUACGAGGAGACAUGGAAUGUGGUACGACGAUUAUAUCCUCCUGGUAUCAUGGUUCAUCCUUCUCGCCAACAACAGUCUUAUCGUCUGGGAAUUCAGAAACGGCUAUGUUCUGAAGGACUCAUCACAACAAUGGGACGACAGAAUGCACAUACUCAUCAACGUCUCGUCAUGCGGAACACUGAUCGGCCAAGCAUUGACAAAGACAGCCUUCGCGGUAACACUGUUACGAAUGAGUAAUCGCUGGCAGAAAUGGAUCCUUUGGUUCUGUAUUGCCAGCAUGAACGCCUACAUGAUCGUCAAGGUGUUCUUCCAAUGGGCUAAAGUCUGUGGCAAGCCAACGUACGACAACUGGUAUCGAUUCGACUUCUGCUUGGAUUCCAAGUUCCGAAAUGACUUCAAGGAGGGUGGCAACAUUUACAACAUCAUUAUGGAUUUCGUGUUUGCAUGCUUCCCUUGGCUUAUCACGAGAGGGUUGGAGAUGAAGAAGGCUGAAAAGAUUGGCCUUUGCUUCACAAUGAGCCUGGGAAUGAUUAUUGCUAUCGUCUCGGCUAUUCGAGUUAGCUGGAAGGACCAAGGAAAUGGCCGUGAUGCCUACUACAUCUGGCGCAACGGCAUGUCACAAGUUUGGUACUCAUCAGAAGUUGCUGGAACAAUCAUGGUGCAGUGCAUACCCAUUCUCCGCCCCAUCCUCAAAAAGUUUCACACAUCAUACACCUCCCGCCGUCUCGACUCCCAAACCGGCGAACGAAAAGGCUCCGGCUGGACAUGGACACGCAGCAGCAAGCACAUCUCCACCGGCCCCCUAACACCCGGUCACCCCCCCAUUCUAAACAACAACCCUGACGGCAUGGAACUACGCAACAUCCCCGAGGAACAAGAACCAGCAGAGUUCGACUUCUGGGGCAAGAAUGAUCCGCCUUCACCAGAUGAUCUCGAAGAUGGAAGACCUGAUAUCAAGUACAAGUUCAACAGGGAGGAGAUGAAGUUUACAAGAGAUGAUAGCUGGCCCCUUGGAGGCGAAAGUGAGAGUGCAAAGAGUGCGAGAAGCAUUGAGUUGGCACACUCGAAUAUGGGAUUGGCUGUUGAACAUGAGGCUGCACAGCAGGGACUGUCGCCACCACCGCCUCGGAGGACAUGAGAGAGGCUCAUACCGAAUUUUACUUGUUUGUAUAAUAAUAGGGUUAGAAUAUUACUUAGACACGACGUUAUGUACAUAUCUUUUGUCA
Molecule: messenger RNA, 1673 nt
Organism: Fusarium oxysporum Fo47
Lineage: Eukaryota; Fungi; Ascomycota; Sordariomycetes; Hypocreales; Nectriaceae
Exons: 5
Coding region: 308-1585 (425 amino acids)
Source: RefSeq, a predicted model, not a curated record